Anopheles funestus (African malaria mosquito) is the source of this 1493-nucleotide messenger RNA. It is a transcript of the gene emc, whose product is annotated as protein extra-macrochaetae. Gene Ontology annotation, cellular component: nucleus; cytoplasm. The record is from RefSeq and is a predicted model, not a curated record. NCBI's taxonomy places the organism in Eukaryota, Metazoa, Arthropoda, Insecta, Diptera, Culicidae. Gene Ontology annotation, molecular function: protein dimerization activity; transcription regulator activity. The transcript is spliced from 2 exons. Gene Ontology annotation, biological process: circadian regulation of gene expression; negative regulation of transcription by RNA polymerase II; cell differentiation. The coding region runs from base 471 to 923 and encodes 150 amino acids.
AACGGCACGAUGCGAUGCUGCCACGGUACAGAGCGAGCCAAUGCAUAUUGCGGACGGUAGUUCCUGCCCAUGGAACUGCUGGAGAAAAACCCAUCAUGCGUAGAUGCAGUUCUCCCAGGUCUCGCACGAACCAGAGACUGUUUUACAGUUGUGUCUUCUCUGAUCUCUUCUCCGGAACGCACGCGAGCAGCGGUCGUGUCCACGUCCGUCCGUCGUUGUACGAAUCGAUUUUUAACUGUGGGCGCAGCCAUCUUACAGUGGCAAAACGAGUGUUCACGUCGUCAUCUGCAACUGCAACAGUGUUUUUCGACUGAUCGAUAGUGUUUUUUUGCCUAAAUAGUGGACAGAAACAAAACAAAUCAUCCACACACGUACGUUAUUAUUCCCUCAAGUCCGCUUCAAGUGACGAUCAGUGGCGUAAGUUUGUGGAGGACAAAACUUUGGUGCUUCAGUGAAAAUCGUGCAUAAAUAUGAAAGCCAUCACUACGAUGUGUACAAAGAAUGGGGGUGCUUCCCUGCCGGCAGUUACGAGUGGUCGUGUGCAGCGUCACCGUGAUGGUGAAAACGACGAAAUUAAGCUUUACCUCUCGAAGCUCCGAGAGCUCGUACCGUUUAUGCCAAAAAACCGCAAACUGACCAAACUCGAGGUGAUCCAGAACGUAAUCGAUUACAUCUGUGAGCUUCAGAAUGCACUUGAUUCACAUCCUGCCGUCAAUGGGUUUGACUCGCUGGCAGUUCUCCAGCAUCAGCAGCAGCAGCAGCACCAGCAGCAACAGCAGCAGCAAGUAGGAUAUGUACCCGACUCAAUUGAACCCAUCCCGGCGCCAGCAUCCAGACAACCACUGGCCACCAUCUUGAGCAGUACGAGCAACGUUUCCGGAUCGCAUCUGAACGCUCUAGGCGAUGGAUUACAACAGCCUUGAUGGCAAAUGGCAGCUGUCACCCAACUACCCACGGUACAUCACCGAAGGGCCAUUUACGCUAACGGAGGGCAGCGCUCUGCCGCACGAACUUGUCCCAAAUUGGCUUACAACAUCUGUGAUAUUACGUCGAUAUGGUCGCACGAGGAUGCCUCACCGGGCACGAGGACAACUGCGCGUGAUUGAAUGGUCUAGCGUGCCCCCGUCUUCUGGACAUCUCUCAUCAUAAUGGUGCUGCGAGUUGCUGGAGAACUUUCUGCGGAUUGAUGCUACGCAGAUCGAUGGAUCUGUGAAAAACCGGAGAAAAACAACAGUGUUUUGCCAGGGCUUCGUUUCCGGCCAUGAUCUCAGGGUGUUCCGAUCCUAGUUGCAGCUGAUUUCGGGGGCAAAAGACACACUGCGGUCACUCAUUUUCGUGGAUCAACUGUUUGUGUCUGUGUCCGUUACGGCAGUGUUAUACAUUGUUCACGGUACAAAUCCCACCAGCUGCAAUACUCCACGAUCUGGAGCGCUAAUUUGGUUGAUGAAUGUGUAUUUAAAAAUAAAUAACGUAAUUAACACCACCUGAGCAAA